AUGUCCUCACGUCAACAGCCGCCCUGGCGGCAACCUCCUUCCCCAACUGGCGUAGAGCUUCCGCCGUUGCAAGUAUGGAACUCGCUCACGAAGACCAAGACGCCCUUUGUUCCUUUGGAUCCAUCGGGAAAGAAGGUAUCGUGGUAUGCCUGUGGGCCGACAGUCUAUGAUGACGCCCACCUGGGACAUGCUCGAAACUAUGUCAGCACCGACAUUAUUCGGCGCAUUAUGCGCGACUACUUCAAAUUCGAUGUCAACUUUGUUAUGAACAUUACCGACGUUGAUGACAAGAUUAUCCUGCGCGCGCGCCAACAAUAUCUUUUCAACGAAUACGUCGCCGCCAACCCCGCAAUUACACAAGAAGUCCUCGACACGACGAAGAAAGCCUACAGCGCUUAUAUCAAGAAGAAUCUCUCUUUGUUGGAUACAGAGCUGUCUCCAGCGCAGUACCAGAAGGAGGUUGAAAAGGCAUAUGGGACAGUGCUGUCUGGUGGUGCUUUACCUGGCAAUGAGAAGGCUGGCGACGAUGAAGCGAAAGUCAAGAUGCACAUCAAAACGGUCGCAUCGGCCGCUAGCGUGCUUGAGAAGGCAGAGAAGAUUGGCGAGAGCGAUGCAGCGUCGUUCUCAAAGUCUUUCUAUACCCAGGCGCAGGAUGUUCUUUUACCCUACUUGGACACUCUCAAGGGCUCUUCGAUUGAUGCUGAUGAUCACAGUAUCUUUACGAAAUUGACGAAGAAGUACGAAGAGCGGUUCCUGAACGACAUGCGAGAUCUCAAUGUACUCGAUCCGGAUGAGUUGACCCGAGUCACAGAGUAUGGGGCGGAGAUCGCAGACUUUGUUGAGCGCAUUGUCAAGAACAACUUCGGAUACGUGACCGAAGACGGGUCUGUUUAUUUCGACAUCAGUGCCUUUGAGGCGGCUGGACACCCCUAUGCCCGGCUCGAGCCCUGGAGUCGGUCCGAUAACAAAUUGGCUGCGGAAGGCGAGGGCUCCCUGAUUGCCAAGACCACGGAGAAGCGCAGCGCAUCGGACUUUGCUCUUUGGAAGUCCUCCAAGCCCGGUGAGCCAAGUUGGGCAAGUGCAUGGGGCAAAGGCCGUCCAGGAUGGCAUAUUGAAUGCUCAGCUAUGGCCUCCGCUCGAUUGGGCAAACAGAUGGAUAUUCACUCCGGCGGUAUCGAUCUUGCCUUCCCGCACCACGACAACGAGCUUGCUCAAAGUGAGGCGUAUUGGGAUGACGGCCAUAAGUGCGAGCAGUGGGUCAACUACUUCUUGCACAUGGGUCAUUUGUCCAUUCAGGGCUCGAAGAUGUCGAAGUCUCUGAAGAAUUUCACAACCAUCCGUGAAGCUUUGGACCGUAAAGACUGGACACCUCGCAGCCUGCGUAUUGUGUUCUUGCUGGGUGGCUGGAAGGAAGGCUGUGAGAUCACUGAUGAAUUGGUUAGCUCCGGUAACGCCUGGGAAGACAAAGUCAACAACUUCUUUUUGAAGGUGAAAGAUGCCUCUGCCCUCCAGGGCUCGGGUAGCGAUACCAACCUCGCUGGCGAUUUGGAAGCCGCCAAGUCCGCUGUCCACAAGCACCUCUGCGAUUCAUUCAACACUCCCGGUGCAAUGCAAACUGUUUCGGAGCUUAUCACCAAGUACAAUUCCGCCGACAAGUCGACACUCAACCCUAAGGAUGUUGAAGCUGCAGCUCAUUGGGUGACGUCGUUUGUAAACAUGCUGGGCUUGAAUGGUACUGCAUCGGUCGACAGCAGCACAAUUGGCUGGUCUGGCAUUGAUGUCCCCGACGAGGCCAAGCCUUUCGUGUAUCCGAUUGCUUCCAUGCGUGAUACGCUUCGCCAGGCGGCUCGCUCCAAGGAGGGUAUUUCACCCCAGCAUAUUGAGACUGUACUCAAGCAAUCUCUGCCGUCUGAUGUCUCAGAGUCCACGAAACCUUACGCCGAUGCAGCCACCAAUUUCCGAGAGAAGGUUGCGUCUCUCAAGUCGUCUAACUCGCUUGACAAGGAGAUCCUCGCGCUCUGUGACCGCGUCCGAGACGUCGAUCUUUUCGACUUGGGUAUCUACCUUGAGGAUCGUGACAAUCUUCCUGCCCUUAUUCGUCCAGUCACCCGCGAGAUGAUCCAGGCUCGAGAGGAGAAGGAAGCACGUGUCAAGCAAAAGCAGUUGGAGAAGCAGAAGCGCGAGCAGGAAGCAUUGAAGCAGUUGGAAAGGGGUAAGCUCAGUCAUUCGGAGAUGUUCAGGACACAAGAGUUUAGUGCGUGGGAUGAGGACGGUAUGCCCACCCGGGACGCUUCUGGCGAAGAGCUCACCAAGAGCAGAACCAAGAAGCUUCGAAAAGAUUGGGAGCGUCAAAAGAAGGCCCACGAGGCCUGGCUGGCAAGCCAAGCUAAAUAG
Molecule: messenger RNA, 2394 nt
Organism: Penicillium diatomitis
Lineage: Eukaryota; Fungi; Ascomycota; Eurotiomycetes; Eurotiales; Aspergillaceae
Product: cysteine--tRNA ligase
Exons: 2
Coding region: 1-2394 (797 amino acids)
Biological process (GO): cysteinyl-tRNA aminoacylation
Cellular component (GO): cytoplasm
Molecular function (GO): cysteine-tRNA ligase activity; ATP binding
Source: RefSeq, a predicted model, not a curated record